This is a messenger RNA of Formica exsecta, 2610 nucleotides long. RefSeq lists its product as uncharacterized. Bases 1 to 2610 code for a protein of 869 amino acids. The record is from RefSeq and is a predicted model, not a curated record. The transcript is spliced from 6 exons. Lineage: Eukaryota; Metazoa; Arthropoda; Insecta; Hymenoptera; Formicidae.
AUGGUGGUGGCGAUCGUAGCGAUGAACUUGGUGAACUUGGUACUACACAUCAUAUUUAUAAGCGCGGCUGAAUCAGCUAAACACGGUUAUGAAACUGCGACGCAGCAAGAAGAGGGAUCCUAUUGCGUGAUUCUGAGUCCCAAGAAAACUGACCCGAUUAGCAACCGGCGCUCGAAUACCACGACUGUGAGUGUGAAAUUGGCUACUGGCUGUGGAGUAGUGGGCCGUAACAGAGUUGGCAAGUUUGCGGUGGUGGAGAGGGCUGUAGAGGGAAUAUCGGUGACAGGAUUAUCAGAAACACAUUGGAAGUACGGUGGACAGUUUACAUCUCAAAACGGAAAUCUUAUACUGUGCUCAGGCAACGAAAUGAACUCGGCAAAUGGGGUCGGUUUUAUAAUAGAUAAAACAAUCAAAGGAGCGGUCCUAGGAUACGAGACAGUAAAUGAUCGUAUUAUCACUAUCAAAUUACAAGCACAACCAGUCAACUUAAAUAUCAUUCAAGUGUAUGCCCCAACAUCGGUAUCUUUCCAAGAUGAGAUAGAGAGCUUUUAUGGAACGCUCUCUGAUACCAUAUCUAGAACACCAAAUAGAGAACUGCUGAUUGUUACAGGCGACUUUAACGCUAAAAUCGGUUCAACGAAAUUUGAUGCACACCUGAGAUCAGUGAGAUGGAAGACAUCCAUAAGAGAUAUUAAAACCUAUCCAGGUCUAGAUUGUGGAAGCGACCACGCCUUGCUCGCGGAGCUGUGUUUGAAACUCUGUAAACCAAUACGGAUGCCCCGACAAAUGAACCGUUGGCAUCUUGGUUGCAACUCAGACUUUAAAAAGAUGUCGGAUACUCUAGACAAAAUAACACAGGAAGAAAUGGACCGUAUGAACGCCAAUGAAUUAUGGAUGGAAAUGAAGAAUGUGAUGGAUGCUGCUGCUUCCUCUGUUAACUCGCGAAAAAACGAUCAACCAAGGAAAUCGUGGAUAUCACAACAAACAUGGAAUCUAAUUAAAGAACGUCGCGAAGUCAAAGCAAAAGGAACCAAUGACAACCAGAACACGUUGAAAUAUAAUAACCUUACAAGGAAAAUAAAUAAGGCUAUGAGGAUGGACAAGGAUGCAUAUGUUGGAUCGAUAUGUCAGGAAAUUAAAAAACAUUCGAAGUCAAACCAACCAGGGGAUCUCUUCCGACAGAUUCGUACACUUUCGAAAGACUUCCGGCCCUGUUAUCUGCUCAUAAAGGACGACAAUGGAGGCAAGCUUACAACAAAACCAGAAAUUGUUGAAAGAUGGCGACGAUAUUGUCAGACCCUUAUGGCCUCUGACGAUUUCUCCGACGGAAAUGGCAGGAUAACAUUCAAAAACCCUGAAGACCAUGAACCUCUAAUAUUGAAAAGCGAGGUAGAAGCGGCUCUCAAAAAACUUAACAAUGAAAAAGCCGCUGGCUCAGACAAUAUUGUUGCUGAGAUGUUGAAAAACACUGGAGAGAAGGGGAUUCACAUACUUCAUCAAAUUUGCAACAAAGUAUGGAAAAAUGGCAAGUGGCCGGAAGAUAGGUGGAAUCCAUAUACAUACCACUACACAAGGAGGGACCCAAAGACGAAUAUCUCUCUGGAACAGUCGGGUUUUGCUCCAGGACGCGGCACUCGAGAUCAACUGAUGAAUGUGAGACAGAUGAUCGAAAACCUCUAUGAGUAUGAUGUGCCAGCAAUAUUCUGCUUCCUUGAUUACUCCAAGGCAUUCGACACCGUCCAGUGGGGUCGACUCUGGAAGAAGAAAUGCUCUGGUGUAUUCAGCGUGGGAAAGGGUGUGAGACAGGGCUGUGUCCUCUCACCACUCCUUUUCAAUAUCUAUGGAGAAUGGAUAAUCAGGAGAGCUACGAAAGACUGGAAUGGAAGAGUAUUCAUUGAAGGGAGAAAAAUCUUGAACCUGCGUUAUGCCGACGAUACAACCUUGCUAGCCAGCAGUGAACAAGAGAUGUUGGAGUUAUUACGACGCAUUGAAAAUGUGAGCUUGGAAGCCGGACUAAGGCUUAAUAGAUCUAAAUGUUGCUUAAUGGUGGUGGCUAAAGCCACAGUGUUUCCUCAACAUCUACAUUUGAUCCAAAGGAUCGGAAAAAAGGAUGACAUCAUCUACCUUAGGGCACGAAUAACAAACAAAAGAAGAUCCAAACCAGAAGUCAAACGUAGAAUCGGUAUGGCAAGGGAUACCAUAGCAAAACUAGUAAAGAUAUGGAAAAAUCACAGCAUUCGGAAGAAGACGAAGAAAAGACUGGUACAGGCCCUGAACUUCCCCAUCGCAACGGUAUUCGAAAAUAAAGUACUUCGAAAAAUCUUCGGCACAAAACGCGAUGAGGAAACGGGCGAAUGGAGAAAAUUACACAACGCGGAAUUGUAUCAAUUAUACAGUCCGGAUAUUAUUAACGAGGGUGAUCAAACCGCAUAUAGAAUACUAAUUGGUAAACCCAAUGGUAAAAGACCUUUGGGUAGACUAAGACGUAGGUGGGAAGAUAAUGUUAAAAUGGAUCUGAACGAGAUGGGGUACGAGGGUCGCGAAUGGAAGGAUCUUGCUCGGGAUCAGGAGUAUUGGCGGGAUUUGGUAUUUGCGGCAAUGAACUUUUGA